Molecule: messenger RNA, 3634 nt
Organism: Orbicella faveolata
Lineage: Eukaryota; Metazoa; Cnidaria; Anthozoa; Scleractinia; Merulinidae
Molecular function (GO): protein binding
Source: RefSeq, a predicted model, not a curated record
UGCCCAGGGGUGUCACAGAUACUUCAUCGGCUAAAUUUCACUGAAUGAAUUAAAUUCUGGAGACCGAGGCUCUGCAGCGAUUUUCCUCCCGAUUCUUCGACUGAAGCCCACACCUGGAUCAGGUUCUCUUUGAAUAACUUCUUGAUUGCUUUGUUACUUGGCGCCUAAACUCCAUCAUUCGGCUGAAAUUUUCCCGCGUUCAAAUUGAGUCUUUGUGAACGACCAAGCGAGCUCAAUCAGGAUAAGUAUCAACUAUGAGUGACAACAUUGGACAAGCGCUCUCCUACAUAGCCUCAGCUAAUCAAGAACUCAGACAACAGCACACCGAAGAAGCUGUCAUUCAGCUCUGCAAGGGGUAUGCCUUGGAGCCGGGCCUUGUCAAGGAUCACCUGGUCACCUUGCCGCACAACACCCUACGAACUGUACUUUGUACCUUGGAGGACUGGUGCAUAUGUGGGGGCGACUCGGCGCACCUGUUAUUGAAUUCAGAAAUAACGCUGUCUCUUGAACAAAUCUGCGACCUAAUCACGUCUCCUGGUCUGCGUCCAGACAGCAGCGUGGCAUGGUCGACGAAGUUAAGAUCGCAAAUGCGAAGCAAAAGUUAUCCGGAAGCCGUAACGACAUGCUUUGAGGCGGUGAAAGUGUUUUCCAAUCUUAGCGAUGUGGUUUUCUUCCUGGUUCAUCGAGCAAUGGCCUACCUAUUCUUGCACGAAAAAAGCUACGCAGUGAAGGAUUUUAUCGCUGCGUGUGACAGGGACUUCGACACUGGUUUAGCCUGCAUCAAAGAAACAGGAAAUAAACUCCUCCCUGCCAUAUUGGAAGCGCUAUACGACGCAAUUGCCACACUGGCCAAAAAGUCGACGAGCUUCAGUGUAGAAGACAGAUUCCUGUUAAUCAAAAUUGACCGCAUCGUUGUAGGCUUGAAUCCGGAGGAUUCUUCUACGCUUGGGGACUGCGCCGGUCACAUGAUCAAACUGAAUCAGUUCAAGGAAGCAGUGGUCCUACUGUCGGAUGGAAUAGACCAUGUGACGUCAUCUGGGAAUCGGGAGAAAGUGGAAGCAGUGGAGCUGUUUCUUCAAAGAGCUCAGUGCUACUUAGCUCUGAAGGAAACUGAGUCCGCCCUGAAUGACUAUCUCUGUGCGGCCGCCAUUGAUGAAGAUGUUACCCAAAUCUACAUCCUUGCGUCACCACACAAGCAUCAAAGUAGCAUAGCGGCUCUCUCAAAGCAACUUGCCUCUGAGCUUCUCACUCGCUUCCGUCUUAAAGUCAAGCUGACCAGCUCAUGCUCAGUUGAUACUAAAAUUACCGCUGACAGCCUUGAUAGAGCAGCGCAGAUGUAUCGGCUCUUGUAUCUUAUGGACAGCAGUAACGUGGACGCGUUAUUGAACGCGGCGGAGUGCUUGAGGCUACAAGACAAAGAUUCCGAAGCGAUCCGCACCCUUGAUGAAGUGCUCACAGUCCGUCCAUUGUGCUCCAAAGCCUACUACACGCGCGCUUUCUGCCACAUGAAAACCGCUGACAUGACGAAUGCCCUCGUAGAUUUCAACAUGACGCUCGACAUCCAACCAAAUUUUGUUCAAGCACUUUGCGGCCGCGCGUUUGUUUGGCUUAUGAGUGGGAAACUCGAGAAAGCUGCUAACGACUUGACAGCCGCCAGCAAGAUCUCUGUUGGUGCUACGGUGACCUGGAUAACAGAACUGUCUGAAUAUGAACAAGAGACGCUGAAGAAUCAAAUAAAAGAGUACUUGGUAAUGAACUCGAAGACGCGCCAACAGAACCACGAUUCGCGUGAGGACCCCUCGCUUCUUCCUUUGGGCGAUAUCUUGACUCGCGCGUUCGCCACGGAUUUCGAGUGCCAUCUCGUGUUCGCGGAGAUUUUACAGUCAAUGUGUAAAAUGGACGAAGCGCAGGCAAUUCUUGUUCGCUUGAUAACACACAAUCCGGAUGACUAUUUAGCUGCCCUUCAUCUAGCUGCGUUGAAAAUGAGAAGAAAGAAAACGGCCGACGCACUAGAAGACAUCUGUACCCUUCUGAAAACAAUAGGCGAAGAACAACUGUCGAGCUCCUUGCUGAGACUAACUGAUGACGAUCGCGCGCGUUUAACUCGCGAGGCGCAUUGCGAGGGAGUUCAGAGAUUUAACGCACAUCCAGGAGAUGCCUCGAUAGAAGGAUAUUUCUCAGUAGCAAUCGCUGCCUCUCCAAACAAAGCCUUUGAGUCUUACAUUUGGCGCGCAAAGCUGCAAGCGUUCAAAGGUAAAUUUGACUUAGCCAUCAAUGACUUGACUUCUGUGCUUGGUAAAAAGCCAAACUACGUCGAAGUGCUGUGUGAGCGAGCACUUUUGUUUACCCUUCAGAACAAUCGCAAAGCGAGUUACCAAGACCUAUUGCAGGCGUUACUUCUCAACACCCAAGCACUAAAGAGCUUCAUUCUGUCACUUCCUGAGGAUAGGAAACAUCUCAUUUUAAGAACUCUCGAGGACUGUGCUCAAAUGCUGUUUUCUCAUUACUUGUCGCGAGGUAUCCGCUCCAAGUUCAUCUUGAAGCUUUGUCAUUUAUUGGUUCAAAUUGGCAGUGGCGUCGUGUCCUACCACAGCAUGUACGCCGACGGGCUUAUAAUCUUCGAAGAUUACCGAAAAGCCGCCGAAGAGCUCGAUAUCACUGAACGACUCUGCCCCGAAGAUGUGUCGGUCCUAAGCCGAAGUGGACUCGUAUAUACAAAACUGAAUGAAAUUGAAGCUGCGGCAUCGAAGUUUCAAAAAGUGACCGAAAAAAAUCCUGAAGCUGUGGACUUCGCGCUCAGAGCUUUGAAUUCGGGACAGAAGCAAAGUAUCUUUCAAGAAGCCAUCAAGAAAGCAAAUCAGCAUACUAACUUGAAUCAAAACAGCCAUGCCUUGGGAUAUUUUACGCUUGCCGCUGUCGCCGCUUCUGAGGAUCAGCGGAACGAGAUCUUGCGCAUGCGGUCUAAAUGUUUUGAGCGCCUCUUGCGUUUCCAGGAAGCCAUUGAAGACCUGACGUCUGUCAUUACAUCCGGGGUAACCAUUGCCGGCGAUCUCGUGGCUCGUGCAAAUCUUCAUUUACUCAAUGACAAUUUUAACAGCGCGUGUCUUGACUUCAUUGUUGCUAUGGAGACACAAGAAGUGACGGCCAUGACACUGGUUUCGUCUUAUCCCGGGAAAGAAGCUGCCAUUAAAGCAUUUCUCAGGGCAGCGAUGGCUGAUCUCAACCGUAGGAAGUUCUCUAAUGGCCUCAGAGUUUGCACCUAUGGACUUAAGUUCGACCCCAACAAUAUCGAACUAAAAACUCUGAAGCGAAAGUUUGAACUGGGAGUAAGCAACAAAUGUUUCAUUCAGUAAAAAAAAUCGUUUCUUCUAGAUAAGAACUGACAGCAGUUUUUUGUGGCAAAUGUUAAAGUUAGCUAGUGUCAAGGAAACAAAUGUUUGCUUCUCUUGUGGAAAAUUUUUAGAAAUUAGUUAUCUUUUCUGAAGACUUUUGAUGAUCGUCUGGUACAUCAGGAGAUUGGCCAUUAUAAUUUUCACUCACAUCAUGCGAGAAGAAUUUUUUAACGAAAGUUUCAUCACGGUAACGGGGAGUUGUAGAAUUUUGAUAGUCAUUAAAUUUUAAUGGUGUCGAUUAA